Messenger RNA from Drosophila grimshawi, 1781 nucleotides. RefSeq lists its product as uncharacterized. The record is from RefSeq and is a predicted model, not a curated record. Bases 270 to 1736 code for a protein of 488 amino acids. NCBI's taxonomy places the organism in Eukaryota, Metazoa, Arthropoda, Insecta, Diptera, Drosophilidae. The transcript is spliced from 7 exons.
UGGUUCCCACCCAACAGUUUUGAAAAAUGGCGUCGCAAACCAGGUAUAAUACUAACGCUAACGGUAAGAACGGUAAAAUGAGGCUAACUGUGGCGACUCUCACGAACGACUCCCUUCUUCUUCUUCUGCUUCUUGCCACUCAAAAUACCGCAGCAAAAUAAAAUCAACAUAUUUAAAGAAACAUAUCUGUUGACAGCUCAACAACUUUAAUUUACGGUCGUUAUCUGAAUUAAACACAUUUCGGGACUUUCAUUAGCCAAUUGUCAAAUAUGGUUUUUUACAACAAUAUGUACACAUAUCUGCACUUGUACAUAUUGGUGAUCUCCGUUUAUGCGACACAUGGCAGUGGCAACUUUUUAAAUGGACGCAGCCACGUCGACUAUGGUGUCCAAAGAAAUGGGGACGGUGGCAAACUGGUCAAAGGCGAGGAGCGCACAACAAAUGUGAAUGUGGGCGAAGUGUUUGUGCCCAAGACAUUUCCUCUGAGUGCACAGGAGCCAACCUGUGAGCAGCUGCGAGCCAUGUGGAUAUUCUCCAAGCGACAAUCUCGUGCCGCGGAAAUCACAAAUGAAAUACCAACAUAUCGCGAUCCAUUCACUUAUAAUGUCUGGGAACCGCUUUACUCUAAUUCACGAUUGCUCGGCUCGAUUCGCAUGGGUGCCCGCGAACGUGCUCGUUCGCCUGUGUUUGGCCGCGUUGUCAACCGUGAGCCAAUAAUUCCGCAGCGUGUCGCCUUCGAGCAGCGUCAGCGUCAUCUGAUGGAUGGCAGUCCGAGUGCGGGUGGACAGGCGUCCCGGCUCUACGGUGCCGAGGUGCGGCCCUCGGGUGUAGGAGCCACGACGGGCACCACAUCACCACGUCGCUCCAGCCAAAAUAGAUAUGUGGGCGUGGUGCCCAGCAGCAGCAGUAGCUCCUCCUCUUCCGCCUCUUCCUCUCCUCAGAAACACUCAAAUGCGGGCAGCAGUCAAAACUCAAAUUCGGUUGCCGUCCAGGGCAGUUUUCAGAAGCUCAAGGAGCUCAUCUGGACGGAGCGGGCCAAGGAGCUGACCCAGCAGCGGCGUGCCGAGGAGCUUGCUGCCCGCGCAGCGGUUCUCAAGGAAAUCGCCAAUGGACAAAAUAUUCAAUCGUCGUAUAAGGUGCCCUUCAAUCGGGAAGGCGACUCGCUGCUGAUGGAUGAGAAUCGGAGUCCGGACAGUGGCGGCAAUCAGUAUGUAAACGAUGAACGAUCCAUAGCAAAUAUACAAAAUCUGGAUGGUAAUCGAAAUGGAAAUAGAGGAGGAGGACAGAGACAGCACAGUGGAGGCCAUCGUGCAUCGACGCGACGCAUUGGUUCCACUCCGUAUGGCACUGGGAAGGGAAAGAUGUCAAAAGUCGACUCUCGCAUUCGAAUACCGGCCACAGAAAGCAAUCUGGGCGAUUUAUCAGAUCGGGAUCGGGAUCAGGCUGUUAUCGGCAUAACGAGGACAUAUCCGAAUCGACAAUCGCAUUUUAGGGAAAGAAAUCGUUCGCUUUUAAAACAGUAUUCACCAAUUGAUUACUUUCAACGCAACACUCGCAAAUUGGCCAAUUUGCAAUACGAUCAAAAUCAAAAUUUAAAUUUAAAUGAGAAUUAUUUGAGUCUUUUUGUGCACGGCUUGAACAACAAUCUGGCCGAUCUGGCUGAGGCUGAGGAUAUAGCUCCCGAACAGAAAUCGAAUCAAUACGAAUUUGAUUUCUAUGAUAAUGCUGCAUAUUAAAUUGACUUCAAUGAUAAUGCUGCAUAUUAUAUUUCAACUCCAACU